Messenger RNA from Lutra lutra (Eurasian river otter), 3472 nucleotides. RefSeq names its product nuclear receptor subfamily 2 group C member 2 (gene NR2C2). Gene Ontology annotation, molecular function: RNA polymerase II cis-regulatory region sequence-specific DNA binding; nuclear receptor activity; zinc ion binding. Lineage: Eukaryota; Metazoa; Chordata; Mammalia; Carnivora; Mustelidae. The coding region runs from base 204 to 2093 and encodes 629 amino acids. The transcript has 16 exons. Gene Ontology annotation, biological process: positive regulation of embryonic development; positive regulation of transcription by RNA polymerase II; anatomical structure development. The record is from RefSeq and is a predicted model, not a curated record.
CGCGAGCCCGCGGCCCCGGGGCUCCCGCCAUCCGCCAACGCCGGGAGCCCGGCCUCCCCGCGCCCUGCCCUCCGCGUCGGGGGCCGCCCGCCGCAGACACGGGACCUGCUUCGAGGCCGCUUUGGCGCCAAAUCCUGAGGACUGCCUGUGGCUGCAGUAGCAGUAAGAGAAGCUCUCAGGUUCUCUAAUGAUCUUGCUUCACCAUGGCUACAAAUAUGGAGGGGCUGGUUCAGCACAGAGUGGGGACCCAGCAGGUGGCUGAGGUACCACGGACACAGACCUCUCGGCCGGAAUCUCCAGGGAUGACCAGCCCCUCCCCACGCAUCCAGAUAAUCUCCACCGACUCUGCGGUAGCUUCACCUCAGCGAAUUCAGAUUGUGACAGACCAGCAGACAGGACAGAAGAUCCAGAUAGUCACCGCAGUGGACGCCUCCGGAUCCCCCAAGCAGCAGUUCAUCCUGACCAGCCCAGAUGGAGCUGGAACUGGGAAGGUGAUCCUGGCUUCUCCGGAGACAUCCAGUGCCAAGCAGCUCAUAUUCACCACCUCGGACAACCUCGUCCCUGGCAGGAUCCAGAUUGUCACGGACUCUGCUUCUGUGGAGCGCUUGCUGGGUAAGGCCGACGUCCAGCGGCCGCAGGUAGUAGAAUACUGUGUGGUCUGUGGCGACAAAGCCUCUGGCCGUCACUAUGGGGCUGUUAGUUGUGAAGGUUGCAAAGGUUUCUUCAAAAGGAGUGUAAGGAAAAAUCUGACCUAUAGCUGCCGGAGCAACCAAGACUGUAUCAUAAACAAACACCACCGGAACCGCUGUCAGUUUUGCCGGCUGAAAAAAUGCUUAGAGAUGGGCAUGAAGAUGGAAUCUGUGCAGAGUGAACGGAAGCCCUUUGAUGUACAACGGGAGAAACCAAGCAAUUGUGCUGCUUCAACUGAGAAAAUCUAUAUCCGGAAGGACCUGAGAAGUCCUCUGAUAGCCACUCCCACGUUUGUGGCAGAUAAAGAUGGAGCAAGACAAACAGGUCUUCUUGAUCCAGGGAUGCUUGUGAACAUCCAGCAGCCUCUGAUACGUGAGGAUGGUACAGUUCUCCUGGCCACGGAUUCCAAGGCUGAAACAAGCCAGGGAGCCCUGGGCACGCUGGCAAAUGUAGUAACCUCCCUUGCCAACUUAAGUGAAUCCCUGAACAAUGGUGAUGCUUCGGAAAUGCAGCCGGAGGACCAGUCUGCGAGUGAAAUUACCCGGGCAUUUGAUACCUUAGCUAAAGCACUUAAUACCACAGAUAGCUCCUCACCUCCAAGCCUAGCAGAUGGGAUAGACGCCAGUGGAGGAGGAGGCAUCCACGUGAUCAGCAGAGACCAGUCCACACCCAUCAUUGAGGUCGAAGGGCCCCUCCUUUCAGACACUCAUGUCACAUUUAAGCUCACGAUGCCUAGCCCGAUGCCAGAGUACCUCAAUGUGCACUACAUCUGCGAGUCAGCAUCCCGCCUGCUUUUCCUCUCCAUGCACUGGGCCAGGUCAAUCCCAGCCUUUCAGGCACUUGGGCAGGACUGCAACACCAGCCUGGUGCGGGCCUGCUGGAACGAGCUCUUCACCCUUGGCCUUGCCCAGUGUGCCCAGGUCAUGAGUCUCUCCACUAUCCUGGCAGCCAUUGUCAACCACCUGCAGAACAGCAUCCAGGAAGAUAAACUUUCUGGAGACCGGAUAAAGCAAGUCAUGGAGCACAUCUGGAAGCUUCAGGAGUUCUGUAACAGUAUGGCGAAGCUGGAUAUAGAUGGCUAUGAGUAUGCAUACCUUAAAGCUAUAGUUCUCUUUAGUCCCGAUCACCCAGGUUUGACCAGCACAAGCCAGAUUGAAAAAUUCCAAGAAAAGGCACAGAUGGAAUUGCAGGACUAUGUUCAGAAAACCUACUCAGAAGAUACCUACCGAUUGGCCCGGAUUCUUGUUCGCCUGCCAGCACUCAGGCUGAUGAGCUCCAACAUAACAGAAGAACUUUUUUUUACCGGUCUCAUUGGCAAUGUGUCAAUAGACAGCAUAAUCCCCUACAUCCUCAAGAUGGAGACAGCAGAGUAUAACGGCCAGAUCACCGGAGCCAGCCUAUAGUGAGCACCACACGCCUGCCGAGAAGCAAAAGGAUCCUUCCAGGACUGCUCAGAGACCGAGAAAAUAAAGUAAUGGUAUUUUGGUAUGUGCAAAUAUUUCCAGUAUGUUAGCCAUUUCCUACCUGGUUUCUUCUUAUCUGUUAAUCACAGACAAUAGCAACUAAAAGACUAGUAGGAUCCUUUCCUGCCAUAAGAAAUGUUUUAAUGCCUUUUGAUGAAGCAGAUUUUGGAACAAUCUUUUAACCCAAUUUGUAUUUAGAAAUUCUCAAAGGGCAAAAAACAGAGUUUUAUGAUGUCAGAGACUAGUAUUAAACAAAACUAAAAGAACCUAAGAGAACAGUAUGUGUGUAUAUAUAUUAAAAAUGUCCUUGGAAUUAAUAGCUACUAAUUACCAGGGUAAUAAUAUUAGCACUUUCUAAGCACUUCUUAUCAAUGCGUAAUGUUAGCAACAUCUUGCCCUUGGGCAGGACAAAUGGAAAACUGUAUAUGUCUUUUGCCGAAAUGCUAAUAAUUUCUGUGAAAACGCACUAGGGUACAGGAGACAAUCAUUUAUGUUUAAGAAGAGAUGGCAUCAUUCCUAAUUGUAUGCACACAUUGGUGGUGUUGAACUAAAUUCCUAUGAAUGAAUGAAAAUGUGGUUCAUCUGUAUCAUGCAGUAAGUGGGAGUGUGGAGGCACAGUUGGUGGUGACCCGAACUGGAAGCUUCCUCAGCUUUUGAGUUGAUGACGCUUGUCAGCUUCCCUGACCUCUGGUUCUGGUCUAUGACGGGCAUCUGCAGGCUCCUCCAAACCCGGGGCUCCUUCUCAUGACUGGUUCUCAGAAUUGGAUUACAACCAGUCAGACAUUAACUGCCAGUUCGUGCUGCAACUGAAAGCAUCCCUACAUCACCUCCACCACUCACGGCAGACAGAGCCUUCUGACCAAAAAGUGCAAGGUGGGCAUUUUGAACCCAACAGUAAUUCCUGAAUGCAGUCUGGGGCAGUUGCUUGUUGUUCAGACGGAGUACAAAGGCUCCCUUCUCACAGGGUUUCCAUUCCAGACAUCCCCUUGAGAAGGGCUGUAUUCCUGCAGCUCACUCGGAUCUGUGAGGGGAUUUGGGGCCAGGGGGUGGGGGGCGGUGCAGGAUUUUGCUGCCUGGCCAGGGUGGUGGUGGUGCAGCUGAAUGGAAGGCUUCUCGGUUGACCUUAAAUAUCAGGGUUUUCCACAGUGUCUCCAGACUCAGCACUUCUGUUGGCAAUUCUCUGAGUGGUACUGGUACACCGUGCACUUUGAUUCCCCCAGGAGUGUGCCAGCAAAAAACCCUGGAGCAUUUUAGGUGAUGGAUGCAGAAGCAAGCUACCUGCUCUUAAAAAACAAAACAACAACAAAAAAGAACAACAG